Ostrinia furnacalis (Asian corn borer) is the source of this 612-nucleotide messenger RNA. Its product is annotated as cytochrome b5 domain-containing protein 1-like. The transcript has 4 exons. Bases 1 to 612 code for a protein of 203 amino acids. The record is from RefSeq and is a predicted model, not a curated record. NCBI's taxonomy places the organism in Eukaryota, Metazoa, Arthropoda, Insecta, Lepidoptera, Crambidae.
AUGAUAUACACGAAGAAAGAAUGGUAUACUCCAGCCGAGGUGGCCAUCCACAACCGCGCUGGUGACUGCUGGAUAUCUUUGAAUGGAAAGGUCCUAAACAUGACGCCUUGGCUCACGCAACAGUUCAAGGUGUGCAAGUGCACGAAAUCCUGCUCCUGCCCCGUCAAGAACUGGUUCUGUGACGACAACUGCGUGGAGUACUGUAACUGCUUCAAGAGAGGGUUCGCCUAUUGCGACGGGAAGAGGCUUGCCAUGAUGAUAGUAGCCUACGCCGGGAAAGACGUUAGCCACUGGUUCAAGGGCGACGAAUGGGUGAAAUACCUGCACCCUGUGACGGGGCUACCCACCACGUACCAGCUCCAUGGCCACGGCCACCGGCAGCCGGUGGUUCCUUCGACGAGAUGGCGCCCCGUCGAGAAGACUUGGUGGCUGGAUGAGGGGCUGGUGGUGGGGAAGGCUACUGCGAAGACCAGGCCGAUAAGGAUCACUAAUACUUUGAAUGACGUUGUCGUCCGUUUGCAGUCAGUCAAACCAACAGAGUGUGCGGUCUUCCAAACGGACGAGAAACGUCGAUCUCAAAACGAAUUUGAAAGAGCCCUAUUAGGCCAGUAG